Scaptodrosophila lebanonensis is the source of this 1572-nucleotide messenger RNA. RefSeq names its product galectin-4. Bases 18 to 1328 code for a protein of 436 amino acids. The record is from RefSeq and is a predicted model, not a curated record. Gene Ontology annotation, molecular function: galactoside binding; carbohydrate binding. NCBI's taxonomy places the organism in Eukaryota, Metazoa, Arthropoda, Insecta, Diptera, Drosophilidae. The transcript is spliced from 2 exons.
UAGCACUGUUUCUAUUUAUGCCGUACUGUUUGUGCCUAUUUGAUAUCCAUAUUAAGACACUUCACCAUUCCUCGCAGGUUCCCCGAGUAUGCCUAAGCGCCGUCCAAGGCUGCGCAGUCAUGAACGUCUCCGGGGCCAUUCGGUCAAUUGCGCUUCGACGCAACUUGGAUGCCAUGUCAAUUUUUUAUGAAGAACGUAGUGCCGUUAGUAAACGUUUUCACUUGAAAUUGCUUGGGGUGGCGAUGCCUGGGCUGAGUUUUUUCUUUCGAGGUUUAAUUCUCGACACCUGCGAGCACUUUUGUAUCGAAUUCUUGACGAACCGAAGCCAUUCAGAUGGCUAUGAUGUGGCCCUUCAGAUGGGAGCGCGUCUACCCCAGAACUACGUCGUGCGGAACUCGCGCUUCAAGGGCAAGUGGGGGCCGGAGGAAUGCGCAUCCAAUUUGCCGUUCCAGCUAAAACGCGGCCAUACCUUCUGGAUGCAAGUGCUCCUGACUGCCGAGGCGUACUUCAUAUCGGUGAACGGCUUUCACUUCGCGGAAUAUGAGCAUCGCAUGCCGUACAGGUGGUUAUCUUCUGUAGAGGUGCGUGGUGACGUCACAGACAUAGUAAUCGACCAAUAUUAUGUAACAGAAUAUCCGAAUCGUCUCCCCGCCUCAAUGGCCAGCCCACUGCCAUUCGUUUACGAGUCGUGCAUUACGAAUUCGAUGAAUGAGACUGAAAGAAGCACGAUACCCCGUGAGUGGCUGCGCAUCGAUGUGCCUUCCAAGUACCUCAAACUGAAACGGCAGUUACAUAAUCAGCUCACCCUGCCCUUCUACGGACGAAUGCCUCAGAAGGACAAAUUGACCGAGGGUCGUGCUCUUCGUAUUGAGGGCCGCGUGCGGCUGCUGCCUCAGUCCUUUAGCGUGGCCCUCCAGCGCGGCCAGGACAUUUGGCCUCAGCCCACGGUGUCCUUCUACUUUUGUCCGAGCUUUGCCCGCCACAGCCGCGCCAAGCUGGGCAAGGCGAUCAUAACGCGCAGUGCAUACAUCAACGGGGCAUGGGUUAAGCGCGAAGUGUCCCGGCUCCAUACAAACUUCGGGCCGGGGAAGGCAUUUGUUAUACUUAUUGCCUGCCGGAGGAAUGGCUACGAAUUGUUUGUGAACAACAAAUCGCUCUUGCGCUUCAAGCAUCAAAUGAAUCCCGCCGGAGUGGACAUUGUGAAUAUACGCGGGGACAUCAAACUGUGGGAUGUUGUAGUCGAAAGCACUAGACUGAUUCAGGGAAGAACGGCUCGCUCCAUCUUUGAACGGGCCUUUGGAACUCUACGUCCAGGGCGCAGCGAGUGAAGGAGAGAUAUGGAGACGAAAUAAGUGUCUGUGCCUUGUUUCUCAGUCCACUUCGUACUAUGUGUAUGUAUGUACGAGUAUGCAGGUAUAUUGAUUCACCUGCGAACGCAAAGACGGAACCUCCCGAAAGGCUCGAUGUAAAAAUUUAUAGGAAUCUUCAUGUUUAUGGUCAACACACACUACUUGUACGCGAGUAUGUAAGACAAAUAAAAGGUUCUAUCGCCUGCCAGUCUCGGCUAGCAGA